AUUACACAAAUCACUACACAACUUGGCUGCUGCUUUUGAUUAGAAUUCUCGAGUUAUAUUGCCUUCCCUGCAGCCAAGUGUAAUAAAGUGCAAUACAUACAUUUUUGCAACUCAAUUAUUAUUUGCACUUGCUAAACAACAGUUUGAAUAACAAAGAUGGAUCAAAACAUUCCUAUACUACAACAACCACAGAUUACGCCAGAACGCAAUCGGCAAUGUAAUCAUUGUCACGCUGCCAAUAAUAAUCAGGACAGGCCUCUACCUCCUGCACCACAGCCAAAUUUCAUGGCAGCUAAUGAGCCACAAGCAGGGCCU
This is a messenger RNA of Suillus subaureus, 315 nucleotides long. RefSeq lists its product as uncharacterized. The record is from RefSeq and is a predicted model, not a curated record. Lineage: Eukaryota; Fungi; Basidiomycota; Agaricomycetes; Boletales; Suillaceae. The annotation marks the transcript as partial. The transcript is spliced from 4 exons.